AUGCGCACUUUAUGCGACUCCCUCCCGUUGACUGUGCCUCGCAGAUCUGCGGGGUCGGCACACAUCACCAUCGAAGCUCGAAACGACGGCGUGACUACCUUCCAGAUCCGGAAGGAGGGCACUGAGCGCUCGGUCGAUUGCAAGAUCGAUACUAUCAACGAGAAGUAUCUUUUCAUGGUCAGUCUCACGAAAGAUAUACACGACAAGGAUAAAGACCGGCUCCACCUCGACGACAUGGACCUCGGCCGGGCCAUUGCUCUACUCGAUCCCCCUCCUGUGGACGCGUCGAGGACUCACGCCGACCACGCCAACGUUAAAUCGCUGGACAACCGCGGUGACAACCUGAAUUUUGUCUCAGCCGUCUUCAACAAUUUCAACAGGGCGAAGCAGAGGGACUCGAACGGCUUUGUUGGUGUCAAGGAGAUUGGCGGAUCUUUCAAAGUGCAGGUCAUGCGCUGGUUUUACGCGGGCUAUGCCAGCGCCGAGACAGAUGCGCUUGUUCACAAUCUGGUGUGCCGCAACACCCUCGCAGACUAG
Kalmanozyma brasiliensis GHG001 is the source of this 537-nucleotide messenger RNA. RefSeq lists its product as uncharacterized. The transcript has a single exon. Bases 1 to 537 code for a protein of 178 amino acids. The record is from RefSeq and is a predicted model, not a curated record. Lineage: Eukaryota; Fungi; Basidiomycota; Ustilaginomycetes; Ustilaginales.